Dreissena polymorpha is the source of this 2299-nucleotide messenger RNA. RefSeq names its product ATPase family AAA domain-containing protein 3-B-like. The coding region runs from base 91 to 1899 and encodes 602 amino acids. The record is from RefSeq and is a predicted model, not a curated record. Gene Ontology annotation, cellular component: mitochondrion. The transcript has 15 exons. Gene Ontology annotation, molecular function: zinc ion binding; ATP hydrolysis activity; ATP binding. Gene Ontology annotation, biological process: mitochondrion organization. NCBI's taxonomy places the organism in Eukaryota, Metazoa, Mollusca, Bivalvia, Myida, Dreissenidae.
CAAACACCCCACGUGCGAACUGUAGACUGCAACACUUGCAACUGUCAUUGAGAAUUGUUGACAGAUCAUCAAUUAAACUUACUAUAGAUAAUGUCGUGGCUCUUCGGCUCACGACAGCCGCCCCCGGGCGGGGCAUACCCGCCGGUUAUCCCUCCUCCAGGGGACGCAGGAGGCAGUGACAAGGGGGGUCAGGACGGGAAGACUCGUUCGGACGCCUACAGUUUCGACUCCGCUGCUUUGGAACGAGCUGCAAAGGCUGCGCAGACGCUAGAAAAAUCUCCCCAUGCCAAAGAUGCAUUGGAGUUAUCCAAGCUGCAGGAGAAGACCUCACAAAUGGAGCAUCAGAAGGGGAUCAAGGAGAUGGAGGUUCAAAUAGAGCAGAUGAAGAUGGAGCAGGCCGGGGUGCUGAUGGAGGAGAAGAGGAAGCUCCUGCAGGAGGAGACGAAGCAGCAACAGCAGCGCUCACAGUAUCAGGACCAGCUGGCACGCAAGAGAUAUGAUGAUCAGCUGGCUCAGCAGGCUCGACUGAAUGAGGAAAACAUUAGAAAGCAGGAACAAUCAACAGAAAAACAGGAACAAAUGAAACGAUCAACAAUGGAGUACCAGGCAGAGUUGACCCAUAAGUACGAUAUGAAGAGGGUGGAGGCAGAGCUAAGGGGGAAGGCACAGAUUGAACGGGAAAACCAGGACAUAAUCAGGGAAAAUAUACGCCUCAAGGCCCAGGAAAACAGGCAGACUAGAUUGGAAACUAUCAAGACAGCUGGGGCUGUAUUAGGGGAGGGUUUCAAAGCUUUCAUUGCUGACUGGGACAAGGUUACAGCGACUGUGGGAGGCCUGACGAUGGCAGCACUGGGGAUCUAUGGGGCCAAGUACAGUAUAGGCGUGGCUGCACGCUACACAGAGGCCAGGCUGGGAAAACCCUCCCUAGUGAGGGAAACAUCGAGAAUCUCAGUCAUAGAGACAUUGAAACAUCCUAUCAAAGUUGGCAAGAAGCUUUUUAAAAAGAAUGAAGAAGUGUUAAGUGGUAUAAUAUUAAGGCCUUCCUUGGAAGAACGGUUACGAGAUGUAGCCAUAGCAACACGGCAUACAAAGAAGAAUAAUGGUUACUAUAGAAAUCUGUUGAUGUAUGGACCGCCUGGUACAGGAAAGACCAUGUUUGCCAAGAACCUUGCCCGUCACUCUGGGAUGGACUAUGCCAUCAUGACAGGCGGAGAUGUGGCCCCCAUGGGCAAGGAAGGGGUCACGGCCAUGCACAAGGUGUUUGACUGGGCACAGACCAGCAGAAAUGGAGUUUUACUGUUUGUCGAUGAAGCAGAUGCUUUCCUGAGGAAAAGAAAUAGGGAAUUAAUCAGUGAAGACAUGAGGGCUACACUCAAUGCAUUUUUGUACAGAACUGGUGAGCAAUCAAACAAGUUCAUGUUGGUGCUGGCCAGUAACACCCCGGAGCAGUUUGACUGGGCCAUCAAUGACAGGUUGGAUGAAAUGGUCGAGUUUAUGCUGCCGGACAUCGAGGAUCGACAGCGACUAGUGCGACACUACUUUGAUAAAUACGUUCUGCAGCCAUCAUUAGAAGCUAAAGGGCGAUUGAAGGUGGCAGAAUUUGACUACGACAACAAAUGCACAGAAAUCGCCACGCGAAUAGAAGGUCUAUCCGGCAGAGAAAUUUCCAAGUUAGGGGUAGCAUGGCAGGCCUCAGCUUACGCCUCAGAGACAGGUGUGUUGACGGAAGCCAUGAUAGACGAGAAGGUCAACGACGCCCUGCGCUCCCACAGCAAGAAGGUCGUCUGGCAGGAAGACCAGACUCUCUACUCCUACGAGAGUUCCAAGAAGGUGCAGCCCACUCAGUCUCACAAGGGGGACUCCAUGGCGAUACCCAAGGGGCCAUCAGGGGCCACCUGAUAGCUCCACACCGGGCCAGACCAGCCAUAGUGGGGUCGAAGUCUAGUGGACCAGGGGUGCACCUUGCACACUGGCCUAGUAUAUCACUGCCUUCCUUCAAGAUGUAAGGAACUCAUAGGCCAGGGGUGACAACUCUAUGAGACCUUGUGAACAUUCUGUUACAGGAGUGAUGGCCCUUUUAUUGAAGUGUAUUUGGUAAAGUUUGUCACAUGUUAGAGUAAGCUCUCUGAAAGCUUUGUAGAGUUUUAAAUGAUAUAUAUAUAUAUCAUAUAAUGUCAUAAACAGCAUGAUGCUGGUUCAGAUUGUAAACAGUCAUGAUUAUAAUAUGUAAAAAAAUUCCUAGGUUACAUGUCUAUAUAAUUUUAUAUUGUUUAAGUGUAUUAAAGUCUGCAUAAAAGUA